AAAUAUUAUCAUAUGGAUAAGGGCUUAGCCCUAAUUCUACUCCUGAUUAAGAACUCAAUAUUAUUAGUUAAUAGGGUUUUAAUAUCUAAUAAAGAAACCCCAUAUUACAUAUUACAGAUCCUUCAAACAAAACUAGCUCCCACUAAUGAAUUAAGAAAACGUGAUAUUAUUAAGCAAUAUUAUAUGCUUAAAAAUCUGCAGAAUAAAUAUUUAAUUAAUUUAUAUAUUUUACUAUGGGAAAAUGUCUAUACCGAAGCAAAAUCACUUGAAAUAAGCGAAGUGAAU
Molecule: messenger RNA, 285 nt
Organism: Aspergillus steynii IBT 23096
Lineage: Eukaryota; Fungi; Ascomycota; Eurotiomycetes; Eurotiales; Aspergillaceae
Exons: 1
Source: RefSeq, a predicted model, not a curated record